CGAAAGUAAAAACAACCAUGACAAUUCGCUAUUUUAUAGCCUUAAACUGACACAAACUAUCGAUAUACAUGUAUGAUGGUCUAUCGCGAUUUGAACGGGCAUGAUUAUUAUACCAUGAACAAUUGCACAUCUACGGUUUUACAUAAAAGAUGAAAAAAUCACCUGUGCAACUUUUGUCCUCUGGAGAGGUCACAAUCUGAAUUUGCGCUCCCUGUACACUGAAAAUGGCAGAGACAGACCCUGUUACAUCUGUUCUCCAUCCCCCGCCGAAAAAGAAGUUAAAGUCUGUAGUAUCGGAAUACUUUGAACAUAGGAAAGAUGAACAGGGGAUUCUCGAGGAUGGAUAUCAUAUUUCCAAAAAAUGUAGCGACAACGUGGCUACAAACGGAGGAAAUACAUCCGACAUGUUUCCUCAUGUUCGCGAGCACAAGGUAAAGAUAAGUGAAGUCAGUCUUGAUGUGAAGGCCGACACAAAUUCAGCUGUAAAUGCUCCUGUACUCACUGGAAACACUAUAACAGGACCCGUGAACAUCAUCUGCAGCUCAUACACUGCAGAGCAUCAAAACUCCACCGACACGGCAAAGAACCGCACACAAGAACAAGUUAUAAUAACAGAAACUUUAGGACUGCAAGAGUUUUUGAUAAGUCAUAAGAUCAACAUGAAGGAGAAUUCAGAAAGUGUUUUUGAGUGUAUGAAGGAAAAAAAAGUCGAUCUAAAUGAGAUUUACACGGAUCUGUUCAUCACAGAGGGAGAUAUGAAAGCAGUCAACUGUGAACGUGAGAUUAUGAAUAUUGAUGAUGCCUUCAGAAAAACAACCAAGAGAUCACAUGAUAAACACAUAAAAUGCAAUGAGAUAUUUCAGUCACUGAAAACCAAGAAGAAGAAGAAGAUGAUUAUUCUGACAAAAGGCCUCGCUGGAAUUGGUAAAACAGUCUCUGUGCAGAAGCUCAUUCUGGAUUGGGCCGAGGGAACAGAUACGGCUAAUCAGGACAUAGACGCCAUGUUUGUGUUUCCAUUCAGAGAGAUAAACCAGAUUAAAGACAAUCACAUCAGUUUUCAUGAGUUUCUGCUGGAAUUUUAUCCUGACAUGGAAAAACUAGAGAAAACAAGUGUAAUGAAGUUAACAGAAGGUAAUGUGGCGUUUAUCUUUGAUGGACUUGAUGAGAGUCGCUUGAGUUUGGAUUUUAAAUGCAGAAAGCUGAGGAGUGUCGAGGAAAGAUCAUCUGUAGAUGAAAUGAUUAUAAAUCUGAUCAGAGGAGAUCUGCUUCCAUCAUCUCUCAUCUGGAUCACAUCAAGACCUGCAGCAGCCAAUCAGAUUCAUCCUAAGUUUGUUGGUUUGUUCACUGAGGUGAGAGGAUUCACAGACCAGCAGAAAGAGGAAUACUUCAGAAAGAGAAUCAAAGAUGAGAGACAAGCUGAUGAAAUGAUCAAACACAUCAAGAGAUCUCGUAGUCUCUACAUCAUGUGUCACAUCCCCGUUUUCUGUUGGAUCACAGCUUCAGUAUUUCAUGAUAUUCUCAUCCAGAACAAUGAAGGAAACAUUGACACAACACUCACUGAGAUGUACAUCCACUUUCUGCUGAUUCAGAUGAACAUCAAGAACCAGAAAUAUGAUGAGAAAGAUGAAGAAGACUACGCAAAGCUCUUAAAAUCCAAUAAACCCAUCGUUCUGAAGUUGUCCAAGCUGGCGUUUGAGCAGCUGAAGAAAGAGAACAUCAUCUUCUAUGAGGAAGAUCUUAAAGAAUGUGAUAUUGAUGCGAGUGAAGAUUCAGAGUACACAGGAAUGAUCGCUGAGAUCUUUAAGAAAGAAUAUGGUCUUCACAAGAGAAAAGUCUUCAGCUUUAUUCAUCUGAGCGUUCAAGAGUUUCUGGCCGCGCUGCACGUCUUCAUCUGCUACCUGACCAACAACAAGAAGGACCUUGAGUUUUUCAACACACGUGGCAGAAAGAUUACUCUUAAUGUCAUUCUGAAGAAGGCCAUUGAUAAAGCCAUGGAGAGUGAGAGAGGACAUCUGGAUCUGUUUUUACGCUUUCUGAUGGGCAUUUCAAUGGAGUCUAGUCAGAAGCUUCUCGAAGGUCUGCUCACACGCACUGAAGACACCACAGACAGCAUCACAGACACAACCCAAUACAUUAAACGAUUACAAAAGAACAAGAGGAUCUCAGAUGAAGCUAAAGUGAACCUGUUUUACUGUUUACUGGAGCUGAAGGAUCAGUCAUUAUACGUGAGAAUCCAGAAAUACUUGCAUCCAGAUAAAUCAGAUUCAGUCAUAAAGCUCUCAGAUUCAAUGUGUACACUGAUGAUCUAUGUGCUGCUCAUGUCAGAGAAUGUGCUGGAUGAGUUCAACAUGAACAGAUAUGAUACACGGGAUAAGAAGAGACUCGUUCCAGCUGUGAGAUGUUGUAGACGAGCACUAUUGUCUGGCUGUAAUCUGACUGCUGAGUCCUGUGAAGUUCUGGCUUCAGCUUUUCAGUCCUCAAAGUGUCCUCUGAUAGAGCUGGACCUGAGUAACAAUGAUCUGAAGGAUUCAGGAGUGAAGCUGAUCUCUGAUGCUCUCAAGACUCACAACUGUCAACUCGUGAUACUAAGAUUGUCUUGGUGUAAUGUGACUGCAGAGUGUUGUGAGAGUUUGUCUUCAUGUCUACAAUCAUCAAACUCUCUGAGAGAGCUGGACCUGAGUAACAAUGAUCUGAAGGAUUCAGGAGUGAAGCUGAUCUCUGAUGCUCUCAAGACUCACAACUGUCAACUACACACACUGAGUUUAUCAGGUUGUAUGGUGUCAGAUGAAGGUUGUUGUUAUUUGGCUUCAGCUCUGAAUUCAAACCCGUCACACCUGAGAGAGCUGGAUCUGAGCUACAAUCACCCACAACACUCAGCACUUCAGCUGCUCUCUGAUAAACUCAAUGAUCCAAACUACACACUCAACAAACUCAAUGUGAGUCAUGGAGGAGAGAGAAGAAUUACAUCAGGACCACGCAAGUAUGUCUGUGAUCUCUCACUGGAUCCAAACACAGCAAACACUAAACUCAAACUGUCUGAAGAGAACAGAAAGAUCACACAUGUGAGAAAGCGUCAGUCGUAUUCUGAUCAUCAAGACAGAUUUGAUGAUGUUCCUCAGGUGUUGUGUAGAGAGAGUCUGACUGGACGCUGUUACUGGGAGGCUGAAUGGACCGAAUCAGAUGUUGUUAUAUCUGUGUCAUAUAAAAGCAUCAACAGGAAAGGAACGAGUGAUGACAGUAUGUUUGGACACAAUGUAAAAUCAUGGAGUCUGGAGUGCUCUGAUGAUGGAAUCACUGCAUGGCACAAUGAUAAAGAAACUGUUAUUGAUGACUCUUCAUGUGUGUGUAAGAGAGUAGGAGUGUAUGUGGACUGUUCAGCCGGCACUUUGUCCUUCUACAGCGUCUCUGACACACACACACUCACACACUUACACACGUACAACACAACAUUCACUGAGCCUCUCUAUGCUGGAUUUAGAGUGUUAGAGAACUCCUCACUGUCUCUGUGUGACAUUAACAGCCUCUAAAGAGCCUCCUGUUAAAAAGAAGAGAGAAACACACAAAACCAGAUUCUCCAAAGCUAAUGAUCAGAAUAUUCACCCACUGCUGAACUGUCAGUCUUGCAUCAGUAUAGUAGAUUCUGAUCAGUGGGUUCAGACGGAGCCGUCGAUCUGUACAGAUGAAGACAUGUCAAAGUUCAGG
Messenger RNA from Triplophysa dalaica, 3702 nucleotides. RefSeq names its product NACHT, LRR and PYD domains-containing protein 3-like. NCBI's taxonomy places the organism in Eukaryota, Metazoa, Chordata, Actinopteri, Cypriniformes, Nemacheilidae. The transcript has 10 exons. The coding region runs from base 225 to 3527 and encodes 1100 amino acids. The record is from RefSeq and is a predicted model, not a curated record. Gene Ontology annotation, molecular function: protein binding.